GACUACUCUCUCAUAUAUCACACUUGAAAUCCCAAAAAUGUCUGAAAUCCGAGACGAGUUCGGCAACCCCGUCCCGCUCACCGACCAGUAUGGCAACCCAGUUCAAUUGACAGACGAGCUAGGCCGCCCCAUACACCUCUCUGGCAUCGCCACCACCGAGGGCGCACAAGGCCAAGCCAUCCGUACCGGAGAGCACCACACCGGUACACAAGGCUCUACAGGCACCGGUCUCCACAUCCCUGGCACGGGGACACACGCUCCAGGCACCGGUGUUCAUGUCCCCGGCACCGGCCAACACGUUCCGGGCACAGGUGCACACAUUCCGGGGACGGGCAUACAUGUCCCGGGUACAGGUGAACAUGUUCCGGGGACAGGUGCACAUGUCCCGGGUACAGGUGCUCAUGUUCCGGGCACUGGUGCUCACAUGCCGGGAAUGACUGCGGGUGAUGGUGUUGGUCUGAUGGCUGCCGUGCACGUAACCGAUAAACCCAAAACUGUAGGUGAGCAUCUUCACCAGGAACGCCACACCGGCGUGGCCGGUGAACACCGUCGCAGCUCUAGCUCUAGCUCUUCGGAGGAGGAUGACGGGAAAGGAGGGAGGAUUAGGAAGAAGAAGGGACUGAAGGAGAAGAUAAAGGAAACCUUUGGAGGUAAGCACAAGGAUGAGCAUCCGCAGGCGGGGCCAACCUUCAAGACCCCAACGACUACUCCACAAGAGCAUGAGAAGAAAGGCAUGAUGGAGAAGAUCAAGGAGAAGUUGCCUGGUCACCAUGCCCACUGAUGAUCGAUCGAGUCGAGCUUAGCAUGGUGUGCUUAGUGCAGCUAGUUGUAUCAUAAACUAUAACGUGUUCGUGUCUAGCUAGCUAGCUUAGCUGGGUGUGAAUUAGUUGAUGCCUGGGAAGGCAUUAAUGUAAUAAACAAGUUUGCUUAGUUACUGUAAUUGUGUAUUCAUUAGUUGAAUCAAUUGCAAGGGUUUGCUUU
Messenger RNA from Fragaria vesca subsp. vesca, 981 nucleotides. RefSeq lists its product as uncharacterized. The record is from RefSeq and is a predicted model, not a curated record. Gene Ontology annotation, biological process: response to water. The transcript has 2 exons. Bases 38 to 781 code for a protein of 247 amino acids. Lineage: Eukaryota; Viridiplantae; Streptophyta; Magnoliopsida; Rosales; Rosaceae.